This is a messenger RNA of Drosophila obscura, 1181 nucleotides long. Its product is annotated as protein maelstrom-like. Gene Ontology annotation, biological process: spermatogenesis; regulation of miRNA-mediated gene silencing; piRNA processing. The transcript has 2 exons. Gene Ontology annotation, cellular component: nucleus; P granule. The record is from RefSeq and is a predicted model, not a curated record. Gene Ontology annotation, molecular function: sequence-specific DNA binding. The coding region runs from base 197 to 877 and encodes 226 amino acids. Lineage: Eukaryota; Metazoa; Arthropoda; Insecta; Diptera; Drosophilidae.
UAUUGUUGCGUUCAACUACUUCGCCAAGAAGGGAAAUGUGUACGUGCCCGCGGAGUACGCCACUUGCCGUUACUCGCUGAAGGAAGGCAUCGGCGGCGUGUACAGUACGCUUAUUGGUCCGAAGCAUCUCAUCUUUGGGCAGACGGAAGAGGCAACCGAACAUUCGCGUACCACCCACAGGUUGCCCUUGCCCCCGAUGGCCUUCGGCAGAACAAUGGAAAAACUAUAUAAGAAAUUCAUUGAUGAUUUAUCCGAGGGAUGCCAAGGAGAUGAUCCGAUUAUUGUCUACACAGCCACCGAGCAAAUAUCAAUGGUAAAGGCUUGCUACGCCUAUUUGGCCUGUGAGGCCGAUGAAAAUGAAUCCCUAAACAAAUUAAAUCGUCAGCUACUGGUCUACGACAUUCAGUACCUAUUUUACGCAUUGAAAAAGGCUGCCUUGAGCAUCACGGGAAGGCCGAGCGAUGACAUCACCUUGCAGGUGACCAGCACAAGUUUUCAAGGCGACUAUUUUGACUACACCGCUGGCAUUGCGUGUGACUACCAUGAGGAAAUCGACUCGACCAAGUAUUGCACCAGGAACAUGGUCAUCCGUUGGUGCUACAUCUUCAGCGAUUUUAUUUGCGGAGAUUUGGACAUUCAACUGAAGCCGGGCAAGCACAUUCCGGCAGUGACAGAGCCCAGUUACAACAUCACUUUGGGGGAGCCCGAAGAAAUAUUUUAUGAUUGUGUAUCGGACUGCAGCUGGUAUGCUGGCGACGAGGGCAGCAAUUUGGAUUGUGAUCCACCCCAAGGCCAUGCCAAUCUAUGGGAUGAUAUACCCGGAAUGGAACAACUAAGUAUUCAAGAAAUAUCCGACGAGAAAUGGAGCAUUAACUAAUGAUCAACUGUUGGUUGAGCCACAAGUUUAAUUAAAGUAUUUACCUCCGUCCGAUCUAUCGGCAUCCUCUUCAGUGCGUUCAUUUUCCUCAUCUUUAUCCUCUUCGCCUUCAUUUUUGUCCUGGCAAAGCACAAAAUACGAAUGAAGAAGGUAAAGAUGAUGCAGAUAAAAUCAUUACAUAAAGAUGACGAAAAAUGACGGAGACAAAGACAGAAAGGAAAGGAAAGAAAAGAAAUUAUAAUAAAAUUUAGAAGUUAGAUUAUGGUUACACCCAUUCCCCCUAGUACUUUUUAAGACACUUUAA